This is a messenger RNA of Chaetomium globosum CBS 148.51, 1440 nucleotides long. RefSeq lists its product as uncharacterized. Lineage: Eukaryota; Fungi; Ascomycota; Sordariomycetes; Sordariales; Chaetomiaceae. Gene Ontology annotation, molecular function: alpha-1,2-mannosyltransferase activity. The transcript has 2 exons. The record is from RefSeq and is a predicted model, not a curated record. Gene Ontology annotation, cellular component: Golgi apparatus. Gene Ontology annotation, biological process: mannan biosynthetic process. Bases 1 to 1440 code for a protein of 479 amino acids.
AUGAAGCUUGUUCGAACCAACUCCGACUCCAUCUCUUGCCAUGAGAUCGCGCACUCGACUUCCCCAAUCACGAUUUACGACCACGGCAGGACAGAUCAGCCCGAGAGCCAAUACUCGAUAGCCAUUGACGGGAUUUCAAAUCACACACUGCCCGAAUUUGCGAGCCAUCUCCCCUACGAAGUUGGCGCCACUGGCAUUGUCACGACCGCCGGUGCUUCCAACUUUGGGCAAGCCGUCUCUCUCGUCCUCCUAACGCGACAAACAGGCUCGCAACUCCCGAUACAGAUCGUGCUCGAUUCGACGGCGCCAUGGGUGGAUUUCCUCUGUGUCCACGAAAUGCCCCUUCACAACGCGACUUGCCUUUACACUAGCGACAUGUGGACAAAGCUCUACCCAUCCAUCACCAUCAGAUUCCAGCGCUUUCAGUGGAAAUCCAUUGCCCUUGUCUCCUCAACCUUUCAAAACGUCCUUUUCCUCGAUGCCGAUUGCUUCCCCGUCCUCAAUCCCGAUUCCAUCUUCGAGAAAGGCGCCGAGCCGUUUACAUCCGCGGGCUUCAUCACAUGGCCUGAUUUCUGGGCGUCCACUACGUCCAGUUUGUUCUACAAGAUAGCGGGUGAUGUCGAAGUGCCACUCCUCACGUCGCGGACCACGUCGGAAAGCGGCGUGAUGGUCUACGACAAGGCGCGGCAUGCCGACACCCUGCUCCUCGCGGUGUACUACAACUACAACGGGCCGGCGCGGUACUAUACCAUGUUGACGCAACAUGGCCCCGGAGAGGGGGACAAGGAAACAUUCUUCCAGGCUGCGUUGGUAUUGGAUGCGCUGCGGGAGAAGGGGGUCUACAACCCACCGACUGAGUGGAUGAAACCAGGCGUGGGGGUCAAGAAAGGAUACUGGGAUGUCAAGACACUGCCGCAGGCACACGGCCGAACAGCCAAGGGAAAGAAAUGGAGGGGCAUGUUCAUGCAGCAGAUGGACCCGGCGGAGGACUACCGGACAGUGAUGGCCGCUGUGGAGAAGGCAGCCGCUGACGACACGCCCUCUCCCAAGUCAACCACCAACCACCUUCUCAAAACACCAAGAACCGCACCCGACCCGGCAGUGACGGCCUACAUCACCAACUCAACCUUCCUCUCCGCCAUCGGCAACCUAACCGUCACCCCCGACACGUCCCGCUUCAUGUUCUUCCACCACAACGGCAUCAAGCCCGACUUCACGCGCCUGCUGGACGCAAGCGUGGGCAUGCAAGCAGAGGGGGACGACGGGCAGCCGCUGCGGAUGUGGGGAGAUCCGGACUGGAUCGUGGCCCGCACGGGGCAGGAUGUGGAGAAGUUGUGGUGGGAGGCAUCGAUGCGCGUGUAUUGCCAGCCGGCGAUGGUGGAGUGGUGGGCGGGGGUAUGUAAGGAGAUGAAGAGGAUUUGGGGAAGGGUUUAUGAGUAG